Pseudomassariella vexata is the source of this 943-nucleotide messenger RNA. Its product is annotated as P-loop containing nucleoside triphosphate hydrolase protein. The record is from RefSeq and is a predicted model, not a curated record. Lineage: Eukaryota; Fungi; Ascomycota; Sordariomycetes; Amphisphaeriales; Pseudomassariaceae. Gene Ontology annotation, biological process: cortical cytoskeleton organization; regulation of cell shape; establishment or maintenance of cell polarity. The transcript has 6 exons. Gene Ontology annotation, cellular component: cytoskeleton; cytoplasmic vesicle; cell projection. Gene Ontology annotation, molecular function: GTP binding; GTPase activity; protein kinase binding. Bases 233 to 832 code for a protein of 199 amino acids.
ACGGAGCACCUCGAAAGCUACGAACUUCAAACCAGCUUCCCUCCUGUCAACCGACCUCUCUCCAAAUCGCAAUCGCACUUCAGAGACACAACCAUUUCACUCUGAUUCUGUUGCCCUACUGCAACCGUCGCCGUAUUCCAUCCAACCGACUUCGCCUCUUGGUCUCCAUUCCCUACCGCCGGAAAUAGUCCAACAGCUACCGUAGUCGCUUCAGGUUACACGGUCGCUUACCAUGGCUGCUCCUGGUGUUCAGUCCCUCAAGUGCGUUGUCACCGGUGAUGGUGCUGUCGGCAAGACAUGUCUUCUCAUCUCGUACACGACGAACGCAUUCCCCGGCGAAUACAUCCCUACAGUGUUCGAUAACUAUUCGGCAAGCGUGAUGGUUGAUGGCAAACCCAUUAGUCUGGGUCUCUGGGAUACUGCUGGACAGGAAGAUUACGAUCGAUUGCGCCCUCUCUCGUACCCUCAGACCGACGUCUUCCUCAUCUGCUUUUCCAUCGUCAGCCCACCCUCAUUCGAUAACGUCAAAGCCAAGUGGUACCCCGAGAUCGACCAUCAUGCACCGAAUAUUCCCAUCAUCUUGGUAGGCACGAAGCUGGAUCUGCGAGAGGAUCCUGCCACAUUGGAAAGCCUGCGCUCGAAGAGGAUGGAGCCUGUUUCCUACGACCAGGCUUUGGUCUGUGCUAAAGAGAUUCGUGCUCACAAGUAUCUGGAGUGUUCUGCUUUGACGCAGAGAAACUUGAAGAGCGUAUUUGACGAGGCUAUCCGUGCCGUGCUGAACCCCAGGCCCCAACCGUCAAAACCCAAGAAGUCCAAGUGCACCAUCCUGUAAAGCAUUUAGAAGCUGAUCACCAUCGGCCGGGAGAAGAUGAAUUGCAUUUGCAGCAAAUCGAGUUUGACCAGAUGAAACACAGCAGGCCAUCAGUGGGUUUUUUGUUGCACA